Messenger RNA from Camellia sinensis, 1963 nucleotides. Its product is annotated as pre-mRNA processing ribonucleoprotein binding region-containing protein. Gene Ontology annotation, cellular component: U4 snRNP; precatalytic spliceosome; U4/U6 x U5 tri-snRNP complex. Gene Ontology annotation, biological process: spliceosomal tri-snRNP complex assembly; mRNA splicing, via spliceosome. The record is from RefSeq and is a predicted model, not a curated record. Lineage: Eukaryota; Viridiplantae; Streptophyta; Magnoliopsida; Ericales; Theaceae.
AUCCUAACCGAGCGAGCCUGCGUUGCUUUGAGUCGGUUCUCUCUCCUGCUCUCCUUCCCAGUUCGACCGUUCUGAGUUGAGAAAGCUUUGAUUAGCGUUGAUCACAGUUUCUCUCUCAUAGGUUUAUACCUAUAUCAACUACAGAGGAAGGUUGUAUUCGGAAGAUUUUGUUUUGUUUCAGAAUAGCCUUUUGGAAGCUCGAUUCUCAUAUCAGAGCACCAUUCCUAGAAGUUUUAAAAAUGGCAACUCUUGCUGAUUCUUUCCUGGCUGACCUUGAUGAAUUGUCUGACAAUGAAGCUGAGCUUCUUGAUGAUAACGUUGAUGCGGAAAAUAUGGAAGAAGAUGUUGAUGGGGACAUGGCAGACAUAGAAACUCUUAAUUAUGAUGAUUUGGAUAGUGUCUCUAAAUUGCAGACAACACAGCGUUACAUUGAUAUCAUUCAGAAAGUUGAAGAUGCUCUCGAGAAGGGGUCUGAUAUGUCAAAUCAUGGCAUAGUUCUGGAAGACGAUCCUGAAUAUCAACUUAUAGUAGAUUGUAAUGCAUUGUCAGUUGACAUUGAGAAUGAAAUUGUUAUUAUCCACAAUUUUAUCCGAGACAAGUAUCGCUUGAAAUUUCCUGAGCUGGAAUCACUUGUUCAUCAUCCAAUUGAUUAUGCUCGCGUGGUUAAAAAGAUUGGGAAUGAAACAGACUUAACCCUUGUUGAUUUAGAAGGGCUUCUACCUUCAGCUAUUAUUAUGGUUGUCUCUGUUACAGCAUCAACCACUAGUGGUAAACCACUUCCAGAGGAAGUCCUCCAAAAGACAAUUGAUGCGUGCGAUCGUGCUCUUGCUCUUGAUUCAGCAAAAAAGAAGGUCCUUGAUUUUGUGGAGAGUAGAAUGGGAUAUAUUGCGCCAAAUCUUUCUGCAAUUGUUGGUAGUGCAGUUGCAGCAAAACUUAUGGGGACUGCUGGUGGCCUUUCAGCUUUAGCUAAAAUGCCUGCUUGUAAUGUUCAGCUUCUUGGUGCUAAGAAAAAGAACUUGGCAGGGUUUUCUACUGCAACAUCCCAGUUUCGUGUAGGUUAUCUUGAGCAAACAGAAGUUUUUCAGAGUACACCCCCUUCUCUAAGGAUGCGUGCCUGCCGGCUACUGGCUGCAAAAUCAACACUUGUAGCACGUGUAGAUUCUAUUAGAGGAGAUCCAACUGGGAAGACAGGCAGAACCUUUCGGGAAGAGGUUCGUAAGAAAAUUGAGAAGUGGCAAGAGCCACCCCCUGCAAAGCAACCUAAACCUCUUCCAGUUCCUGAUUCUGAGCCCAAAAAGAAGAGAGGUGGUCGUCGGCUGAGGAAGAUGAAGGAAAGAUAUGCUAUAACAGACAUGAGGAAACUAGCGAAUAGGAUGCAGUUUGGAGUUCCUGAAGAGAGUUCUUUGGGUGAUGGACUUGGAGAAGGAUAUGGAAUGCUUGGUCAGGCUGGUAGUGGCAAGUUGCGCGUAUCAGUUGCUCAGAGCAAACUUGCUGCAAAAGUAGCUAAGAAGUUCAAGGAGAAGUAUUCUGGAAGCAGUGGUGUUACCUCAGGACUUACUUCAAGUUUGGCCUUUACACCUGUGCAGGGGAUUGAGCUGUCAAAUCCACAGGCACAUGCUAAUCAGCUUGGCAGUGGAACUCAAAGCACCUACUUUUCAGAAAUAGGGACAUUUUCAAAGAUCAAGCGGACCUGAGUCACUCCAUCAUAUAUUCUAUAUGUUGCCCACUCCUAGCUGGUCUAAAUACAUUGGAAGUGAGGCUUUUUUAGGAAAAUCUGAAAAGUUUCAAUGAAUAUAAUUAGGGAUAUACUUUGUUAUAAUGAAAUUAAUAAUGCUGUACUAUUUUCUUUUGACUGAUUACUGCCCUUGCUUGACCCUAGUACAUCCUUUGUAUUAUCCUUUCUCUAGCUCUCUCUGAGUUGCUUAAUGAAUACAUAAUCUGUCUUUACAUACAUUUCCAAUAA